AUGCUACCGAAGAACUGGACGACAAUCAGUGAGUUUAUUAUUGUGGGCUUCCCUGGACUCCAUCCAGACUAUUAUGGCCUGGUUUCUGCCAUUUUCUUUGUCGUCUACGCAACCACAGUGGCUGGAAACAUGGUUUUUCUAGUGCUGUUUGUCACUUCGGAGAGCCUCAGGAAGCCUAUGUACAUCAUCCUAGCAAGUCUGGCAGUAUCUGAUAUGUGUUUCUCCACUGUUGCCCUGCCUAAGAUCAUAUCCAGAUACUGGUUUAAUGCUGGAGCGACAUCUUUCCAUGCUUGUUUCUUCCAAAUGGAGCUAAUCCACUAUUUUGGGACUUUAAAUUCACUGAUAAUGAUGAUUAUGGCACUUGAUCGAUAUGUGGCAAUUUGUUAUUCUCUCAGAUACCAGACUGUUAUGACUAACCGUGUAACAUACAUCCUAAUUAUCACUGCUUGGAUAACAGCUUUCAUUGCACCAACAGUAGCCACCCUACAUACACAACAGCUUCCUUACUGCGGCCCCAACCUUAUCAUUCAAUGCUACUGUGAUCACAUCUCCAUUACUAACUUGGCAUGUGCUGAAAACAGCAAGCAGAUGUUGGUGGCCUUGUGUGUGGCUCUGCUGGUGCUGCUUCUUCCUCUGGCCUUCAUCGUUUACUCUUACUUUCACAUCAUAGCAUCUGUUAUGAGGCUGUCAAGCUCUCAGAGUCGCUGGAAGAGUUUUGCCACUUGCAGCACUCAAUUGUGCAUCAUCACACUAUUUUACGUGCCACGCUGUGCUGUCUAUAUUACUAGUUUCCUGCAAAUUCAGAUCAGCAGAGAUUUCAGAAUACUUCUCAUACUGCUCUACAGCCUUGUCCCGCCACUGAUAAAUCCCUUCAUCUACUGUUUGCGGACACAGGAGAUCAGACUGAUUGUGGGACGCUGGGUGAGCAGGCAACAGGCCUUGAGAGAAGCUUGCAAAAUUAAUGUCAUCACUCUCUGA
This is a messenger RNA of Danio aesculapii, 978 nucleotides long. It is a transcript of the gene or30bv1, whose product is annotated as odorant receptor, family 30, subfamily BV, member 1. Gene Ontology annotation, cellular component: membrane. NCBI's taxonomy places the organism in Eukaryota, Metazoa, Chordata, Actinopteri, Cypriniformes, Danionidae. Gene Ontology annotation, molecular function: olfactory receptor activity; G protein-coupled receptor activity. Gene Ontology annotation, biological process: G protein-coupled receptor signaling pathway. Bases 1 to 978 code for a protein of 325 amino acids. The transcript has a single exon. The record is from RefSeq and is a predicted model, not a curated record.